UAAACAGACCAGUUCUAGAUUAACCAUAGUAAACGCAAAUUGAAAAUGGAUGUUGAAAGAACUUUGAUGAAACAGGGCGCUGAAGCUAAAUUGUUCAAAUUCAAUUUCUAUGGUAGACCGUGUAUCGUUAAAGAACGUUUUAAGAAAACAUAUAGACACCCAGCUCUCGAUGCGUCACUGACGGCACAACGAAUGAAAUCUGAAGUGCGGGCGAUGCUCCGAAGCCGAAUGUGUGGCAUAUUCACACCAACAGUUUAUUUUGUGGACAUGGUCAACAGCAGUAUCUACAUGGAGGAGGUUCAGGAUUCUCAAACAGUCCGAGAUUAUAUCAUGAACAUUCAGGAGGAAAUUCCUGAUAUCAAUUCAGCAAUGACUGUCCUUGAACCUCUGGGAAAGAAAAUUGGUGAAAUCUUAGGUGUCAUGCACAAAAAUAAUAUUAUUCAUGGUGACCUGACCUCUUCCAAUAUGCUGAUUAAGGGGCAACCUUCAUCUUUCAAUAUUGUUAUGAUAGACUUCGGCUUGAGCCAUUUUGAGAAUAUGCCAGAGGACAAAGGUGUGGAUUUAUAUGUGUUAGAACGAGCCUUGCUGAGUACACAUCCCAACACAGAGCGAUUGUUUCAAGUUAUACUCAAUGCUUAUUGUGUCACUAACAAAGAUGGAGCAAAUGAAGUCCUGAGCAAACUAGAAGAGGUUAGAAUGAGGGGAAGAAAGCGCACCAUGGUGGGAUAAACAAGUUGAUGAUUUUAUACCUAGCUAUAUAUUAUUGGUAUAUGGUGUCCUGAAGAACAGGUUUUAUUGUACAUGUAUGUGAUUUGAAAGUCUGCAGCACACGUUUUCACUGCAAACAAAUCUAUCAUGUAUAACUUGGCAGCAAAAUCAUAACCAUACAGAUUAAGGAAUAUACCAUGGUGCAACGUCUGUCUGUCGUUCAGCAUCAACUUUUUACUUUAAACAGCUUCUUCUCAAUAACCAAUGGUUGAUAUUUGGCUAUUAUGUUCCUUGGAUGAAGCCUGACAAAGUUUGUUAAGGAAAUGUUCAAGGUCACAGGGGUCUAAUUUGUUAAAACAUUUAAACAACUUAUACUAAUGAUUUACAUGUAAAAGGAUGAGAUGCAUGACAAUUGACUGGUAUGUUCCUUGUAUUAAAUGUAGUUUUAUCAUCUCAUUUUACUGUGAUUGAACUGAAGACAAACAUUAAAGCAACCUAAAUGAU
Messenger RNA from Ylistrum balloti, 1212 nucleotides. Its product is annotated as EKC/KEOPS complex subunit TP53RK-like. Gene Ontology annotation, molecular function: protein serine/threonine kinase activity; ATP binding. The record is from RefSeq and is a predicted model, not a curated record. NCBI's taxonomy places the organism in Eukaryota, Metazoa, Mollusca, Bivalvia, Pectinida, Pectinidae. The transcript is spliced from 2 exons. Gene Ontology annotation, cellular component: nucleus; EKC/KEOPS complex; cytosol. Bases 46 to 729 code for a protein of 227 amino acids. Gene Ontology annotation, biological process: protein phosphorylation.